AACACCUCCUUUCCUUAGCCAGAGGAAGCCUUUGCAGACCUGUUUGAUCCUGUCUCCAUGAAGGAUUUGUACAGCCAGAGCAUCCACAGCCAGUCAGAGCCCAGAUGGCUUCCGUACUCUGCAGAGCUGAGACUGGAUCUUUCAUCUCUAUGUGUCUUGGAAAUCUUUUGAACCUCUCAUUUGGUUUUAGGCUUGGAUAUGUUUCAUAUGCAAAAUAAUCAGCAUCAUGUUCAGUCAGUCCCUCAUUUAACUGGCUGGUGGUUACAAGGUGGGUCCCACAGACUGUCUGUCCUGACACUGAGGCGCUACAGGCAGAAGAAGGGGUUGUGUCUAUCCUGCUCCCAUGAGGCGUUUGCCCUAGCCCAGCCUGUGUUCUGUCUGUUUGACCCACCCAGCAUCCAGGUCCUUAGGAUCAAACCUGUGUUGUGAUCAGUUAAUACCUCUUUCAUAAAUUCCUGCCUCAUGCGUCAUCACUGUUUGUGAAGGGUUUGGUGGACACCUCAGGAGAUGGGCAGGUUGGGAUCAAAGCUGGAAUCUGGGGAGAUAACAUGAAUGGUGCCCCAUGCCCAGCAAAGUGGGUGAGUUGGAGUGGCCUUUGCCAAGCACGACAUACUUUUAGGGCCAGGAUGGUCCAUCUUGUUGCCCAAAAUGUGUCAGCAGGGAUGUGCCAAGGUCCUUUUGCAUUAGCGCCCACCUCCACCCCCAAUUCUCCCCCAAACCCCUUCCUGCUGCUCCAGCACUUCAUUCCCAGCUGCAAACCCCUGGGUUUGAUUGCCACUGUGGUGCUGGGAGAAGCCGUAAAAGCUGAACCCCAGGGGGACAAUAAAGCCAGUGGAGAGGAGAUAAGCAAGGAUCAAACAGAGUGCGGCAGCCACCCCAUGCUGGACUCUCAAAGGUCCCUUUGUUCCUGCUGCCUCCUGAUUCAGUGCCGCUCUGCCUUCAAGGGCUGCGGGCGAGAUAGUGGAGCUCACGGACAGCCCCGCUGCAGCCCCUGGCCGUUGAGCUGCCACCUGUGCGGCCCAGCAAUAAAAAAAGAGAAUUAAUUUCAGUCACAGCACUGAUCCCAGUUGUACACUGAGGCCUGAUAACGUAUCUCACUGGUUCCUAUCGGGCAAUAAAGCCAUUAUUGGGGUGGGAGAUGAUGGAGACAUUUGCCUUCCUCCUUCAUCCUGCGUUUGCUGAGGGGUUGUCCCCCUACCAGUCUGCUGUCCCCUGACCCCUACCUGCACUGUCUGCUCUACAGCUGCCCCACAGUCUGGCUUGAUGGGGAAAUGCCGUCGGCCCCGCACAGCAUUCACCAGCCAGCAGCUCCUGGAGCUGGAGAACCAGUUCAAGCUCAACAAGUAUCUGUCCAGACCCAAGCGCUUUGAGGUGGCCACGUCGCUGAUGCUCACUGAGACACAGGUGAAGAUCUGGUUCCAGAACCGCCGCAUGAAGUGGAAGCGGAGUCGCAAGGCCAAGGAGCAGGGGGCUCAGGUGGAGGCUGAGAAGCAACGAGGGCUCAGCAAAACCUGUGAGAAGUUGCUGCCCGGCGAGCCCCAGGGACAAGCUGCUGAAAGCCCCGAGUUCAUGGGGCACAGCCCUGACUCAGGCUGCCUGCACUGCAGCACCGCCGAGCUGAGCUAUGGUCCGGACUCGUCUUGCUCGGGGGGCGAGGAAGAGGAGGAGGACGAGAUGGGUGCCACAGACAGGAAGAUUGGCUCUGUGUUGUGAAAGGCGAAUGGAGCCAGCUUGGGAGAAGGGCCAGGCUGUGUUGUGGGGGGAGUCUCUUUGCUGGCAGACACAGACUGUGCCUGGAAGGAGCAGGGGGCUGCAGGGCACCUGCCACUCUUUAACUUAUGUGUGUUUGGAUCCUAUUUAACUUGUAAUUAUUCCUCUGUGUGUAUCUGGAGGAGUCCCCAGAUCCUUCCCCUAUAAAGCUGUUAUCUGGAUGCCUGUGCUUUUCCUUAGGACAUGGGAAAAUCCCCUGUCCUGCUACUGUGCUGUCCUACCAGGUCUCUGGGGAAAAGGGUGAGGAGAGCAAACUUGAAUAGCUGGCAGCCUGCUGGCACAGCUGGAAAACAGAGACCUGGACCUUUCUUUGACUGCACUGCUACUUUCCUACAGAUCUGACAGUGCCUGGAGCAGCACAUCACAGUGUGGUGCCAGCUUGUCCUUCCCCUUGGUGGCAUGAAGAGCUGGGAAGGAUGCCCAGGUUGCAUGCCAGCCUGCCUUGCCUCCUCCUGCACCAGUUGCAUCCCUGGUAGGGUCUGUGCUUUGCAAGGCAAAAGUGUCCUGUGAAGCAAAGCUGAUUUCCAUGCUGCAAUUAGCCUGGUUGCAUUGGUGUGGCAUUUCCCCAAGUAAGUGGGGGUGAAGGGAGGCAGGAAAGUGCUCAGGCUGCAAAGGCUCAGUGCUGUGGUGAGCUCCCCUUUUCCCAUGGUGAUGCUUAACCUAUCUAAGUUCCUUUCUGGGCUUGUUUCAUUAGGCUUUUGGGAUCUUGCUCACUCUGACUGAUCUGAAAUCAGCCUUUGGUAGCAGGAGGAUGACUGACACUCUCUACCACUUCCCUAGAAACACUAGGGUUAAGCACUGAGUUCCCUUAAGUAAGCAGAUUGCCCAUGUCCUCACAGGAUGCUGGAGAGUUCUGGAAGGCCCUAUAGAUCUCCCAUGCUUUCUGUGCACUUACUGGGUCUCCCCUUGGGGUGCUGAGAUGGCCGUGAAGGCAGAAGGGCCAGCCCGAGGGGGCAGCCCUGCUUCACCACUCCCGUGCACUGCAGUAGAGCUGCAGGGGUGGAGCAGGCUGGGCCGGGGUGGGUGACCCAUUCCCAGACAGACCAUGAUGCUCCUCCUGCUGAAGUGUAACAAGUCCCUGUGGAAUCCUGGCUCAUCUCUGGCAGUCAGUGGUGGAAGGGACGGGUUAGCGUUGGCGUGGGGCUGUCAUACAUCGCAAGGCUGGGAAAAGCCUGUCAGUGGCUGGAGGGCAGCACCCUGGGCAGGGGGACACAGACAGGUGAGCAGGGGAAGCAGGUGACAGGAGAGAGGAGCAUGAGGACAGACGGACAGAUGGAUGACGGUCCUGUGCAGGGGGACAGUGACCCACAGUGGCUGAUGGCAGCUCAGCAGUUUACCCCUGGGGACAUGGCAUCCUCACUGCCCAGGUUCCCUCUCCCUAAUCAGUCCAUCUCAAGACAUGCAGGUGUCCAGACCCCUGGAACUGCACGGUGGGGACCUCUGGUUCUGGGGAGGCGGCAGCCCUUGCUCCAAGUGGGUAGAUACGAGCCAGGGUAGGAGCAGGUGCCAGGAGCCUGCUGUGGUUGGUGUAACGUGGGGCAAGAGAGAAAUAAAAUGUAGAGGGGGAAAAAAUACAAGGAAAGGAGGAAGGGAUGGGGAAGCAUGAAAGGAUAGUACCUAAUUCCCUGCCUUUGCUUGUCGGGACAACAGAGGAGGAGAGACCCAUUGCUCCAGGAGAAUUGUGCCAGCUCCCAGCAGGAACACAGAAGGACUGGGCAGAGAAAUGGUGGCACCUGCCAGGCAAUGGCUGCUGAAGAUACCUAUCACCUGAUAUGCAACCUGGCUCAGCAGGAGACCACAGGGAGUACCACACACUGGAGCAGGGCUGAAAUGGGGGGACAGGAAUUGUAGAGGCAGAGAAGAAAAGGCAAGAAGGAAAGCCACAAAAGUGCCAGGAAGGAGGAGGGGAGCUGAAGGCGUGUCACAGGCCUAAAACGUUCACCUUGAUGGGCCAUGACAGGUUUAAUUUCCAGAGUACAAUCAUUAAAGUGAUGGAUGGGAGGCGUUCAUCUCGCGCCUGGUGCACUCAGGCCCACCGUGGCUGCAGGAGGGUUUGUUUUGUUGCUGUUAUUUAUGAGGUUGUUUCUGGAGGAGCCAGGCACUCGUCCAGGGCUAGGGGGACAAAGGAGGGGACGCAACUGAUGCUGGAAGAGUUAGAGUGCUGAUUUACAGCUGGGCUGCUUAGCUGGAUGACUCAUUUGUAAACAUCGACAAAUGCCAUUAAAGCUGCAUCUCCUUCCUG
Cyanistes caeruleus (blue tit) is the source of this 4012-nucleotide messenger RNA. NCBI's taxonomy places the organism in Eukaryota, Metazoa, Chordata, Aves, Passeriformes, Paridae. The record is from RefSeq and is a predicted model, not a curated record.